Messenger RNA from Xenopus tropicalis (tropical clawed frog), 4526 nucleotides. It is a transcript of the gene cgnl1, whose product is annotated as cingulin-like 1. The coding region runs from base 214 to 4032 and encodes 1272 amino acids. Gene Ontology annotation, cellular component: myosin complex. The transcript is spliced from 19 exons. NCBI's taxonomy places the organism in Eukaryota, Metazoa, Chordata, Amphibia, Anura, Pipidae. The record is from RefSeq and is a predicted model, not a curated record.
GGCUAUUCACACGGAACAGUAGAUGGCAGUAAAAAAAAACCAGUCCGGAUUUGAGAUUCCAAUGAACAAAAGCAGGAAAGGGGCGGGUACCUCUGCAGGGGAGGGAAGGCAGGGAAGGGAAGGCAGGGAAGCUAAGCAGUGUUUGGGAGAAGAUGUUAAUUGCCUCAUAUGGCUGAGGGGACAUUCUGCAAAAGCUGACACGUAAUCGAUAAAAUGGAUUCACGCUUUGAUGGUUUAAGAUAUAUUCAACAGGACUGUGGUGUUCUCCACCAAAGAAGUGAUGAACGGCCUCAAAAGCUUAGAAAUUCACACAAUAUUAAAGAAGGCACUUAUGGUGUAAGUAUUAGGGUCCAGGGAAUAGAUGGUCACCCCUACAUUGUUUUAAAUAAUAAAGAAGGACAUUUGUCAGAAAAUGACUACUCAUCAGACCGUUGUUCCCAGUCCUUAAAAAGGCCUGCAGUUAUAUCCAGUGAAAACUCAUUUCCUGAAAAUCCAUUUGAAGCAUCUGUUCGCAAUACAAAUAAAACACAGUAUAUAAAUUCUGGAAAUGGAUUCAAAGGUAGAACUGUAAAACAAUCAAACUUGCUAAAUUUCCAGAAGCAUCCAGAACUUUUAAAACCAUAUGAUCCAGAUGAACACAGACGAAAUGAAGACAAUUUGCCCAAUAAUCAAUGCAAAAUACCUGCUGUAGAGGAACCAAAGAAAAAUCAUAAACUUUCUGGUUCCUGUAAUAAGGGGAUUUCAGCUACAUAUUCGAGUAUCAAAUAUGUGGAUACACCAAAAUACGAAGACAAGGAAGCAUCACUUAAUCAAACAACUAAGCAAGACAUCCAAAGCAAAAUAUCAGUGGAUAACAAAAGCAUUUUAAGCAGCCCAGGUGAUACUUCUACCUCAGAGUCUUUCUCAUCAAGUAACGGUUCACUGUCUAGUAAACACUCAACUGCUUAUGUGGAGGCCAAAAAAUCAAGGCCAGAUGUUCUUCAGUUUAGGAGACAGGAUUCUGCAGGUGCAGUUGAAGGAUCGCGCUCACGUAGAUCAUCUGGAUCCUCAACUGCAACUUCUCAGUCUUUUCAGAAAUUUUUGCUCGAUGAACAAGAAGAUGCUUUGUAUGCAGAUAAUGUGAACCGUCAUGAAAACAGAAGGUAUAUUCCUUUCGUACCAGGAACAGGUCGUGACAUUGACACUGACUGUAUUUUGGGAGUAGAUGAGUUGAUUGAAAAGUUUGAUAGGAAUAUUUCCAUGCAGAGGAGAGGUAGGUCUGCCAAACGAAACAGAAUUCAUCCAGAAGACCGCAAAAGGGCAAGAAGUGUUGACAGUGCAUUUCCAUUUGGCCUUCAAAGUAAUUCAGAAUAUUUAAAUGAGUUCAGUAAAAGUUUGGGAAAGUCAAAUGAACAUUUACUGAAACCCUCCAAAAUCUGCCCGCAAAAAUCACUCACUCAGUACUACAAAAUGUCCUUUAAGAGACAGAACACAACAGGGAGCCUUGUUUCUCAGCCCUCUCUGCUUGAUAAUGCCCAGAGCAAAGUUUAUGGAUCCUUGCAGAAUCAGAAGGAAAAAAACACUAAUGCAGAUGAACCAGACAGCAUAUCCUACCUUUCAUCCACUUUGCCAAGCAGAGGUAAAAAGUAUGAUGAUGUAAAAAUGAUUAAAUCGACUCUACAGUUAAAGGACUGCAUUUCUAGCCCACCACGGGAGGGGAUAAGGAGAGCUGCAGCUACGAUGCAGGGCUCAUCUCAAGUUGCUCAGGCGACGCCUGACCUUUUGAAGGGACAACAACAAGUUGCACUACAAACAAAUGAGGAAACUGCAAAACAAAUACUAUUUAACUAUCUAAAAGAAGGGAGCCCUGAUAAUGAUGAUGCAACCAAAAGAAAGGUCAACCUGGUGUUUGAAAAAAUCCAGACUUUAAAAUCAAGAGCUGCUAACACAGUACAGGAUCCAUCUGCAGAUAUCAAAGUUUUACUGGAACAGAAAAAAGAACUGGAAAAGAGAGUUGCUGCUUUGCAAGAAAGACUUGAUGAAGAAAUUAAGAAUCACAAACGUGACAAAGAAGACUCAAAUACCAAAGCAAACAUGAAAGACUUCCAUGACCAGCUGGAGCAAAGCAUGGAUGAAAAUCUUGUUCUUCGGAAGAGAUUGGGUGAAAGUGAAAAGGAAUUAAGAAAGCAUCUUGAUGAAUUGUUUGAACUGAAGAUGGAACAAGAGCAGUAUCAGACGGAGAUCAGAGACCUGCAGGAACAGUUGUCAGAAAUGCACGAUGAAUUGGAUAAUGCCAAGAGCUCUGUUGAUGAUGGGGAAAGGGAAGCAUUUAUAGAGGAGCUGAUGCAAAUGAAACAAAGUUUUCAAGAGGUCUUGUUGGCUAAAGAAGAGCAGGAAGACUUAUUAAGGAAACGGGAGCGUGAACUUACUGCACUGAAAGGAGCACUGAAGGAAGAGGUAGCAACUCAUGACCAGGAACUUGAUAAGCUCAAGGAGCAGUAUGAUAAGGAGCUGAAAAGCAUCAGAGACAAUCUGACUGCAGCAGUAAAGAAUUCCAGUGAUAUAGCUAAUCAGAAGGAUGAGGCAAAUCAACUGAAAGCUGUCUUUGAAAACAGAGUGAAAGGCCUUUUGCAAGAAAACGAGGAGCUAAAAAGUAAAAUAGAGAACCUUGAGGCCAAAAUUGCUGCACUUCGCCAGGAAAUUAAAGACUUAAAUGAAGAGAAUGAGAGAAUUAAAGACAAACUUUCAAAGUCUGAGAAGGAAAAGCAGCAGUUGGCAAUUGCCUUGGAAAAUUCUAAGGACCAAGAAAAGGAAGCUCUGCAGUUUGCAAGAAAGCUCGAAAAUCAACUUGAAGACACUAAGAGAAGUCUCAGCCGAGUGUCUCAUGAGCACCAGCAAUUAACAGAGAGAUUAAAGGAAGAAGCUAACCAGAAAGAACAGCUAAGGAAUCUGAAAAAUGAAAUGGAAAAUGAGCGUUGGCAGUUGGACAAGACAAUUGAAAAAUUACAAAAAGAGAUUUCAGAAAAUGUUGAGUUUUCACGGAUGUCCACAGUGGAACUUCAGAAGCAGUUUGAUGAAUAUAAAGACAAGUAUCGCAGGGAAAGUGCUGAAAUGCAGCGGCAGAUAAAAGACAAAAAUCUGGAAGUAGAAAGGGCUUGCCAGACUAUCAAAAAACUGCAAGAUGAGGUCCGCCAUUUGGAGGAGAAUUUGCAAGAUCACCAGAGAGCCCAGGAUGAGGCUCUAACUAAGAAUCAUCUUCUUCAGCAGACCAUUAAAGACCUUCAGUAUGAACUGGAUGCUAAAACUCAUGUGAAGGACGAUCGGAUUAGGCAGAUCAAAUCAAUGGAGGACAAGUUAUCGCAGCUAGAAAUGGAACUGGAUGAAGAGAAGAACAAUUCAGACCUUCUGCUAGAGAGAGUAACCAGAUGCAGAGAGCAGAUUGAGCAAACGAGAAGUGAACUAUUUCAAGAAAGAGCAGCAAAACAAGAUCUAGAGUGCGAUAAAAUAUCACUGGAAAGACAGAACAAAGACCUGAAGAGCAGAAUAGUUCAUCUUGAAAAUUCACACAGAUCAAAUAAAGAAGGGCUUGUCGCACAGAUGGAAACGAGAAUAGCAGAGCUGGAAGAACGCCUGGAAAAUGAAGAAAGGGAACGGGCAAGUCUCCAGCUCAACAACCGCAGGCUGGAGCGGAAAGUUAAGGAGUUAAUGAUGCAAGUAGAUGACGAGCACCUUACUCUAACGGAUCAGAAAGAUCAGUUAAGUUUAAGACUGAAAUCAAUGAAGAGGCAAGUUGAAGAAGCUGAAGAGGAAAUAGACAGACUGGAGAGCGCUAAAAAGAAACUGCAGAGGGAUCUAGAAGAGCAAACUGAUAUAAACGACCAACUUCAAACUCAACUUACUGCUGCUAAAAAGGAACUUAGCAGACGUAAGAGUUCUCCUAGCCGAAUGAAUGAUCUUGAGGAUGAUGAUGACGACCUGAGCACUGACGGGGAGAGUCUUUAUGAUGGUCCAUCAGUAUAUACGUUUUCUAGGGAUGAUGGUAUAAGGGCGUGAGCUGACUGUUGCCUUUGGACUAUGGAAAAGAAAGAGAGAAAAGUUUGGAAUUGUUGCAUUUGCCAAAUGGCUCCACGCAGAAGCAGUUGUAUGAAAGUUAUUGGAAACAAAGCUGAAUUUUCAGUUGCAGUAUUCCGAUUUUUGUAUGUAAAUCUUACGCUUGACCUAAAACAAUCAUUUAUACUUUGCCAUGCAAAUUAUUUUACUGAGAAUCUUCCAAAUUGAUAGUCUUAUGAUUUUAAGUCUGUGCACAACAGUUAUUUAAUAACUAUUACAUAGACACAGAAAAUGUAUUGAUGUAUAUAUUUGUUUUAUUGAUUCAUACACUUCAAUUUUGUACAAUCAAAUUUAUGACUUAAAUUCUUGCCAUUACCAAAUGAAGUAUGUUCUUUCUAAUAUUACCUCUAUUACUGGGCCUUAUAAACUCAUGUUUAAAACUUCUUUACACACGGUAUCAAUAAAGUGGCAGUGCCAGAAGCCGUUUGGAAAUGGUA